Molecule: messenger RNA, 5806 nt
Organism: Cygnus olor (mute swan)
Lineage: Eukaryota; Metazoa; Chordata; Aves; Anseriformes; Anatidae
Gene: INPP4B
Product: inositol polyphosphate-4-phosphatase type II B
Exons: 27
Coding region: 103-3375 (1090 amino acids)
Cellular component (GO): cytoplasm
Molecular function (GO): phosphatidylinositol-3,4-bisphosphate 4-phosphatase activity
Source: RefSeq, a predicted model, not a curated record
CUUCAUAUCUGCUGCUUAGAUUUUGCUCUUCUUCAACAAACUAACUAGCACCGUUAUUGUCCUCCAUCAUUUGCUGUCUUCAUCUUCUUCCCUGCCAACUCAAUGAGGUUCAAUGCUAAAGAUCUGGCUUUGCUGGCCAAGCGACCAUCAGGUUGUUUUGACAAGGAAGGAAAACUGAAGAUCUGCAGAGUGGUCGGGGAUGAAAAAUUAAUAGAACCGAGAGAGAGAUGGUGCCGACUGAAAGGAAAUCUGCUCUUUCUAAUGAAAAAUAAGAGUUCUGAAGCCUCCGAAGUGGUAAUCCUGGAGCGGUGCUGGGUUGUGGAGUUCAGAAGUAAAACAGAUGUUUCAAUAAUUCUCAAGUUUCAGAGUGGAGAACCAGAUCUUUACCUUGAAGCUGCAUCUAAGCCAGACUGUGAAGCUUGGGCUGUGGCACUGGGAGAGGCGAACUCGGAAGGUUUGAGGAAUAAAAUUCAGCAGCUCCAGAGACUGAUCAUGGAAAUCAAAGAGGAGAGAGCAGCAGAUGAAGCCCGUCAGUUUCUCCCUUCGUCACAAGUAGACAGUUUAAGAGAGCCACAGUUUACGAGUAUUCAGAGGAUUGCAAAUGAGCCAAAGUUGGAGUUCAGCCUUGCAUGCAAGGGUCUAGUGGCUGCUACCCGUGAUCGGAAGCUGAAUACGUUUAUACAAGUCUCAGUGGUACAUCCAGCAGAGCACAUUUUGACGAGGUAUUCAAGCACUGAAAUCGUGGAGGGAACAAGAGAUCCACUGUUUUUGACUGGUGUGACAUUCCCACCGGAGUACCCCAUCUAUGAGGAGACUAAAAUAAAACUAACAGUCUAUGAUGUCAAAGAUAAAUCUCAAGGCACGGUCCGCACCAGUGUCCUACCUGAUCACAAGGAGCCAAGAGCAGAUGUUGGACGAAGCUUCCUGGGCUAUACAACUUUUACAGUAGGAGACUUGGUGAAGUCAAAGGAGCAACAGCUGACCCUUACCCUCAGAACUUCUGAUGGUGGGAAAACAGUUGGUACCAUUGAAGUCAACCUUGUGAAGAUGGGAGAGUUCGAAGAUGGGGAAAUGGGCCACAUCACAACAGAUGCACAGGAUCAAAAGUUCCUCUGUUUUCUGCCCUUGAAGUCCUGUUCAUGUGGAUUUCUAAGUGCAACCUGUGCCCACAAUACUGAAAACCUGGAAAGAAUGACAGACAGGCGAGCCAAAGAAGAGUGUGCAUUGGUUCAUGAGUGUACAGCCCCUGAAGGCCUAAGUGGCAAAGACAACUUGCCUUCUUUAAAUGCAGUGUUAAAAAAUCCAAUCUGUAAGUUAUAUAGAUUCCCUACUUCUGACAACAAGUGGAUGAGGAUCCGGGAACAGAUGGCUGAGACCACUCUCUCUUUCCAUGUUCCUAAAGAACUGAUCAAUCUGCACAUAAAGGAGGAUAUGAGAAGGAAUCAGGAACUUAAAGACUUAGGAGAACUUGCUCCUCACUGGGACAAUAUGCGUAAAAGUGUUAUUGCACACUGUGAUCAGAUGUUGAGCAUGUAUCAGGAUACUCUUGCAGAGCUUGGGAAGCAUACAGGUUCUUCCUUCAAAUCAAGCUGUAGCAAAGGAGAAAAAACAUUGGAAUUCAUCCCAAUAAAUCUCCAUUUGCAAAGAAUGCACGUGCAUAGUCCUCGAUUGAAAGAUGCUUUGUAUGAUGUAAUCACCGUGGGAGCCCCAGCAGCACAUUUCCAGGGGUUUAAGAAUGGUGGUCUCCGAAAACUGCUGAGUAAAUUUGAGGCAGAAAGGCGAAAUACUGGAUACCAGUGUAUUUACUAUUCACCUGAAAACACAGCCAAGGCAAAAGAAGUUCUCAGCAACAUCAAUCAUCUACAACCUCUCAUAUCAAGCCAUGCAGACCUGCUGCUUAAUUCUGCAAGCCAGCAUUCUCCGGACAGCUUGAAGAACUCUUUAAAGAUGCUUUCAGAAAAAACAGAGUUAUUUGUGCACGCAUUUAAGGAUCAGCUGGUCAGAAGUGCCCUUUUAGCACUAUACACAGCCCGGCCCGGCUGUGUCCUCAAGAAACCAGCUGUGCCUAGAAACAGUGCAGAAGAGGGUGAUGACCUAAAGCAUCAGGAUCAUCCUUCUCAGAUUAAAAGACAGGACUCUAUACCCCAUCAUUCAGAGUAUGACGAGGAAGAGUGGGACAGGGUGUGGGCCAACGUUGGGAAGAGUUUAAACUGUGUUAUUGCCAUGGUGGACAGACUGCUUGAAAAAGACAACAGCAGCAAAAUUAAAGAAGGUGAAAGCGACCCCUCUGCAGCAGAUUGCAAGGUGUUGCAUGCAGGUGGUGACUGGUAUGAACAACUUUAUCCCCUGGUGAUUACGCUGAAGGACUGCAUGGGAGAGGUGGUGACCAGAGCGAAGCAGUCAAUGGCAUUUGUCCUGCUUCAGGAGCUUGCCUGCGGUUUGCCACAAUGUUUGAUGCUGACCCUGAGGAGAGACAUUGUCUUUAGUCAAGCACUCGCUGGAUUGGUCUGUGGGUUUAUAAUCAAAUUGCACACGAGUUUACAUGAUCAAGGAUUUUUACAACAGCUUCAUACUGUUGGGUUACUUGUGCAAUAUGAAGGACUCCUUAGCACAUAUAGUGAAGAAGCGGGGAUGCUAGAAGACAUGGCUGUGGGAAUUUCAGAUUUGCAGAAAGUAAUGUUUAAAGUCAUUGAAGCCAAAUCCGAAGAUUUUUUGCCUAUUAUAACUGGAAGGCGUGAACAUUAUGUUAUAGAGGUCCAGCUUCCAGCAAAGAUGUUUGAGCUGCUGCCACAAGAGAUUAAAGAAGGAAAGCUACUUCGCAUGUAUCCAGUACUCUUUAAUGUUGGAAUCAAUGAACAGCAAACACUUGCAGAAAGGUUUGGAGAUACCACUUUGCAAGAAAACAUUAACCAGGAAAACCUAGAACUUCUAAAAGAAUAUUACAACCUGUUUACAGAAAAAAUGCCUCCUGAUUGCCUCCCGCAUUUUCAAGAACAAAAUGAUUUAAAGGGAUUACUAGAAAAUCUUCAUCAAAAUAUCCAGGCCAAGAGGAGAAAGAAUGUAGAAAUUAUGUGGCUGGCUGCGACGAUUUGCCGCAAGCUGAAUGGUGUCCGUUUCACCUGUUGCAAAAGUGCCAAAGACCGGACAUCCAUGUCAGUGACACUGGAGCAGUGCUCCAUCUUGAGGGACGAGCAUCAGCUUCACAAAGAUUUCUUUAUUCGGGCGCUGGAUUGCAUGAGAAGAGAAGGAUGCCGCAUAGAGAAUGUACUGAAGAAUGUCAAAUGCAGAAAGUAUGCAUUCAACAUGAUACAGCUGAUGGCUUUCCCAAAGUACUACAGACCUCCAGAAGGGACAUAUGGAAAAGCUGACACCUAAGUUUAACAAAUAUGUAAUCAGGAACAUACAUUGAUGCUCAUUAGUGAAUAUAAAAAAUUGCUGUUUAUGACUUAUUACUUGGGAAUGUGUAACCAGUUGAGGUGUUAUUUUUAUCAGGUUUAACAUUUUACAUGAAAAUAACUAGAGUUAGUCAUCAUGAAAUAAAAUAUGAAAUAUUAGUGGACUGAAUAUUCUCAAAACCUAAUAUAUUCAACUUUUCCUUCUGAAGUUGAAGCUUAGUAUGAUUCAUCAACCAGCUGGAAUUAGGUUGUUGGAUAGUUUGACAGCAGACUGAAAAGGGAAAUGCCAUUUGCAUUAUGAACUGAUGUUAUCAGUCUGGAGGGUGGCAUUCUGUCUCUGAACCAAAACCCGAGAUUUGAGUUAAGGGGUCUCUUCCUGCCAGAAAUAGUGUUUUUUGGAACCAGUGCAGCACUGAGGUCUUGAUCAUGAAUAAUUAAAUCCUCCUAGAAUUGUUUAUGAAAGAUGCAAAUAUUAAUACCUGGCCUAAAUAUAAUUUUAGUCAUUACAUUUAGCUUCCUUACGUAAGUAUGGUAACUUCACAAUAUAUUUUCAGUAAUUACAGACUGUAAUUUUGGUAAUUCUGUUCUCAUUCCCUGCAGUUCAUUUGAAUGUAUCAUUCUCGGCUUUCUGCACCUGAGCCAAAUACCACUUAUUUCACUUUUUCUUGCACAUAAAUCACGUUGAAAUCAGGGGGAAUAAUUCUUCACGUAAGGUGACCUGAAUAUGACCUAUCAUGUUCCUGCUUACAGUAAACUCUUAAAACUGUAUUUUCUGUAGUGGUAGGUAAAAUGAUUUGUAUAUAUAGGAGUUCAUGUAUCUCUAGGCUAUAAAAAACAUGCAUGUUUUUAUGUAGCCUGAGAUAAAUGUUAUAAUUAGAGUAACCUGCUGUAUUAGGACUAGUUAGCUACCACUGAUUUAUAUAAAAUUUGUAAUGCUGUGUGUAGACACUCCAGGAUAAAGAACAACUAUCAGCUUUAAAAAAGAAUGUUAAUGCUUCUGCUAGCUUGUGUUAGUCCUGAAAUUUGUCUUGCAAAGAACAUUUGUGUUUUCUAAUUGUAUCUAUUUAUUGCUGCCUUUUGCCCCCCAGAGAGAAAUACAGUUAACAAAAAAACAAGUUUUCACUGGUUACUGACCUUUAUGUAAUGCAUUCGUUUUGAGAAAAAAAUAUCUAAAGCAGAAAUAUGAGAAUUUUACCCAAAUGAAACUGCAUUGGGAACUUGGAUAUCUGUAGGAAAUUGUAGUUGCUAUGGAUAAAGAGGUGUUAAUGUUUAUUUGCUCCUACAGAAGACAAAGAAACAUUGAUGCACAGUGAAAUAUAAUUUGUUCUUUUUAACCUAUUAAUACCCAUUAUUGGGUAUAAAUCUGUAACUGUACUAGUAAAAAUGCUUACUUAAGCACCUGAUCUUGCAAACUCUAAUUGGGUGGUUACUUAGAAAUGAUCUUUCAUGUGAAUAGAAUUAAACCCAUCUUAUAUAUUUUUAAGAUAAAAACCCAUCUUUAUGUACCUUUAAGAUAAGGCUUUGGGGCAUGUAGGAGAACCUCAGGAAGAGAUCCUCAUUUCAAUAGUCAUUGAUUUUAGCGAAGACAGGAAUUCAACUAUACCAGCAUACUUAACUAAUUGGAAUACUUUUCCAAAGUGAAGUAGGUCAUUUAAACAGUGGUUUGUUGCAUUUGUUUAUUUGUAUUGUAUGUCUCCAUUUUUAUAACGUUCUGUCAUGAUUGACUUUGUUCUUUUAAAAUGUAUUACUUCAGCAGUAGAUGUCAGAAGAGUUGGCAUUGCAUCAUAGAUAUUCUCAGGCAGAUGAGAAUAUAAUGCCUUGAUUUUUCCGGUCAUGUAUCAGUAGAAGUAGUAACUACUCAGUGGGUGGAUGGAUGUGUGUAUAAAUUUGUGUGCGUUUCAAUGUUACACAGCUUAUCUGUAUGAAAUUUUAUUUGCAGGUUUAUGGAACAUAAGUCUUCCUAGGAAAGUAAUGUUCUGUUCUGUCAGUCUGAUUGCUGCACUAGCCCUCACUUUCCUUUCUGCCAUGUUUAUUAUUAUUAUUAAUUUAGGGAAACUUUACAUGUACAGUUUAGAAAUAGUGGUAAAUUCCUUACACACCUCUGAAAUAAUCCCAAAGAUAUAUAAUCGAGAAUGCUGGCCUUUCUUACAGUAAUUCCAAAAUAAUCUGUAAAGUUCUAUGUGGGAACAGUAUUCACUGGUGGGUACUAUAGGUUCUUAUAGUUCUUUAUCUCAGCCCCAUGGGCAUUCUGUCAAGUUCAAAAAUAUGAAGUUCUAUAGAUUUCCUUUUACUAGGAAAACAGUCUUUCAAGAUUUAACCUUAGCCUUUAAACCACACUAGGGUUAUAAAUUGCCAUUGUGACUCUCAUGUUACCUUUAUAUUUAAAAUGUUUUCAGUAGUAGAGCCACAUU